AUGGCCCCAACAGCUCCAGCACCAUCCAAGCGUCCAACCGCCCGCCAAAAAGCCCGCGCCCGUCUCGCCGACCCCCUCCUCCCGCGCAAACUCCAUCGCGAGAACAACGUGGUAAUCGAUUCCUUCAUCGACUCCAAGCAAGACCGUCGCCUCAUCAAACACUCCGCCUUCCUCUCGCGCGUUGCGACAUCCUCAGGGAAAGGAGGUAACGGCAAGAUCAAGAAGCGGCGACGCCCAAACAAGAAGCUCGUCGCGACGCUCGAGUCGCUUGGCGACGCACUAGACGAUAUUCGCGCUGAGAUCGAUGAGGAGGAUGCUGCAGAACAAGUAGAUUCGGACGGCGAAGCCGUGAUGGAUGCAGAGCAGGCGCGGCAAGGAAAAGUUCGACAUAAGAGUCUGAAGAGCCGACCGGGAGCACUGAAAAGGAAGGAGAAGCUGGUGAGAGGGGAGAUGGAGCGGUUUGGGAAGAGUUUAGCGGAGUUGGCAAAGAUUUCUAGCGCUUCCGCUACUUUGGCGCCCGUUCCUUCGCCUAAAUCUGGGAGUACGACAGUUUCGUCGUCGAAGAAGGCUAAGAGGGGGAAUGUUGGUGCAGACCAGGAUAAGAUGGAUACCGAGGAUGGAGAAGGGAACGAGGCACCACCAGAGGCACAGCCAGGAGCUCCCGGGAAUCGGUGGGCAGCUCUGCGCGGGUUCAUUUCUGCAACGAUGGAGCAGAAUCCCGCCUUUCUAGGGAAAACUUGA
Dichotomopilus funicola is the source of this 741-nucleotide messenger RNA. Its product is annotated as ribosome biogenesis protein SLX9-domain-containing protein. The transcript is spliced from 2 exons. Bases 1 to 741 code for a protein of 246 amino acids. Gene Ontology annotation, biological process: maturation of SSU-rRNA from tricistronic rRNA transcript (SSU-rRNA, 5.8S rRNA, LSU-rRNA). The record is from RefSeq and is a predicted model, not a curated record. Gene Ontology annotation, cellular component: 90S preribosome; preribosome, small subunit precursor; nucleolus. NCBI's taxonomy places the organism in Eukaryota, Fungi, Ascomycota, Sordariomycetes, Sordariales, Chaetomiaceae.